Molecule: messenger RNA, 819 nt
Organism: Cryptosporidium muris RN66
Lineage: Eukaryota; Apicomplexa; Conoidasida; Eucoccidiorida; Cryptosporidiidae
Exons: 3
Coding region: 1-819 (272 amino acids)
Source: RefSeq, a predicted model, not a curated record
AUGGAUUCGGAUGAUCAAGUCACAAAACGUGUACUAGGGAAUAUUCAACCUACACCUGCAGAGGUUGUACUUUUACAUACAUCUCUUAGUGGUAUACGUCGCCACUUUUUUGCCUCUUUAAGAGCUAAACAAUUUUUGGAUGUGAAAGGCGUUGUAUACUAUCAAAUAGAUGCUAAUAGAGAUUUUUCUUCAGCUGCAAAUCUUGGAGAUGCACAACUUUUUGAUAAAUUAAAAGCAGAUGGCCUUUUAAAACUAGAUCCUCUUGCUUCAGAUGGUACAAUCCUAAUGCCACAAAUUUUUGUAGAUGGUGUCUUUAUUGGUGAUGAUAUAGCUAUUCAAGAUUUAGAAGAGGAUAAUGACUUUGAUUGGAUUAUUAGUCGUAAAGCAUGUGGAGCAUGUUUAUCAGAUAAGGAUGAAGAUGCUCAAAUUUGUCCAAAUUGUAAUCAAGCCUUUAAAACCUUAGUACCUCCAGAAUUAAUUUAUUCUGGAUCUGUUCAACAAAUAUAUCGUGGUUGUAAUACAGGAACUCAAGAAGGAACUGUUUUUGAACAUCCUACAUUUUUUACUAGAAAUAGUGUAGUUCUUGAAAAUCAAUUACAAUCUAAUGGAGAUGAUAUAUAUGGAGAUACAGAUAUUGGAUUAGAAGAUACACCUAAUAUUGUAGAAUCUGUUUCUACUAGUUCAAAAGGUAAUAUGAUUGCAAAUAAAUUAAAUUCAGAAAAUGAUCCUAAUGAAGAUUUAGAAGAAAAUAAGGAUGAGGACAAUAAUUCUAGACUUGUCUCAAAUAAUAGUGAAGUAGAUCUAAGUACAUUAUAUUAG